This is a messenger RNA of Aureobasidium vineae, 237 nucleotides long. NCBI's taxonomy places the organism in Eukaryota, Fungi, Ascomycota, Dothideomycetes, Dothideales, Saccotheciaceae. The record is from the annotation of a GenBank genome assembly.
AUGCCUUGCCACGUCUACUCUCAAUCAAUGAUCCUCGUCGUCUCCCACACAUCAUCCACCACACAUCCCAAUGGCGUACUACAAGCAGCCAACGGAGACACUGGCAAGGACCCGGGCUACAUCGUCUUGAACAAUGGCGACACCGGAAAGGACCCCGGCACUCGCGAGCCAGAGAGUGAACACAUCAACACUCUCCUCUCCGCAUGUUGCGGCGACCGUUCGUCUUCAAUGGCUUAA